CCGCUAUAUAAAGCCCCACCCAUCCCCUCCGCUGCCCAAGACAUCUCCAUCACCCAAACGAUAUACACACAAUGGCUUUCUCUUCUUCCACCAAGCUUCUCCUCAUCACGGCCUUCUUCGCACUGGCCUCGUGGCAACAGGUCAUCGCCUUUGAUCCUAGCCCUCUCCAAGACUUCUGUGUGGCUGACAUGAAAUCGCCUGUGCGUGUGAAUGGGUUUCCAUGCAAGGACCCGAUGGCCGUCACCCCGGACGACUUCUUCAACGCGGCCAUGCUCGACCAGCCACGGAACACCAUGAACAAGUUCGGCUCCCUCGUCACCAACAUCAACGUCACGCAGUUCCCGGGCCUCAACACCCUCGGCAUCUCGUACGCGCGCAUCGACUACGCGCCACUGGGCGUCAACACGCCCCACCUCCACCCCCGCGCCACCGAGCUCCUCACCGUGCUCGAGGGGACGCUCUACCUCGGCUUCGUCACCUCCAACCCUAACAGGCUCUUCUCCAAGGUGGUCAAGAAGGGUGACGUGUUCGUGUUCCCCAAGGCGAUGAUCCACUUCCAGAUGAACCUGGACCAUGAGAAGCCUGCGGCAGCGCUGUCCUCGCUCAGCAGCCAGAACCCAGGGGUUAUUACCAUUGCCAGUGCGGUCUUUGGAUCGAAGCCGCCCAUCUCGGACGAUGUUUUGGCCAAGGCGUUCCAGGUCGAGAAGAAACUCAUAGAUUGGCUGCAGAAUCAGUUCUGGGAGAAUACCAACUACUAAUGAUCCUUGACUAAUGUAAUACAGUAUGUGAAAUAACUGGCGUGUGGUUGCCAGCGAGCCGUGGUUUGAAAGGUUCUGGUGGAGCGUGCUUUUUUUUUUUACUUUUCACUGCUUGAUUGAAAAAUAAAGUAUAUGGAAUAUAUUUACUUGUGUAAGUUUUUUUUCUUCG
Panicum virgatum (switchgrass) is the source of this 927-nucleotide messenger RNA. RefSeq names its product germin-like protein 8-3. The transcript has 2 exons. Gene Ontology annotation, cellular component: cell wall. Bases 72 to 758 code for a protein of 228 amino acids. The record is from RefSeq and is a predicted model, not a curated record. Gene Ontology annotation, molecular function: manganese ion binding. NCBI's taxonomy places the organism in Eukaryota, Viridiplantae, Streptophyta, Magnoliopsida, Poales, Poaceae.